AGCUGAUAGUUAUGAAUGGUGAUAAGGAGGAAUAUCAGGAUGGAAUUAAGGAAGGCAGAGUGGAACAGCAUGUAUGCAGUUGGCAGUCAGUUGAUCAAACACUUGGCCUGAAUUUCUGUGCUGAUUACCAGUUUCCAGCCUGUCAGCUUAACAGUAGCAGUCAGUGUAUCAUUAAUGGCCCUGCCAAGCUUACUGCUAACCUACAAAAAGCUGAUCCCACUGCAAAGAAGUACUUGCUUGAGUACAAAUGGGAUACUACUAAAGAGAAUGUGACUGUUAUAAGCCUUGUAUUUGAUACACCUGACUCCAAAUUAAAACGAGAAUUGAGUGCAAGGCUACAUCUCGAUAUGAACAGUCAGAACCUGACUCUUCUUCUGCAGUCAAACACCAGCAGAUUUCAAGCUCAUGGAAAAUACAAGAACACUGAAAAAGAGAAAUACAUCCAGUUUGGUCUGAAUAUAGAUGGUAAAAAACAUUUUGAUGCAGAACUUGGAUUAAAAAUAAAAGAUGUAAAAUAUGGCCACAUUUAUCAUCCCAAGUUGUACCUUGCAAUUAACAAUGAAAGGAUUGCAGAGCUUUCAGGGAACUUGAAGUGGAUUGAAAAGAAAGGUGUUUCACAAUGCGAUGUGAAUUUAGAAUUUAGCACAAAGAAAGUAUUAAUGAAAUUGUUUGGUUAUGUUCGAAAGAGUGAAGCAUCAGUGUCUACAAACUUGAAACUUGAUUACAAAUUUCCAAAAGAAAAAACAGAAAGUGUUAAAAUAGAAGCGGAACUGAGCAAUCGAACUGUUAAUUCUCUGCUUCAGGUUAAAGGGAAUUUAAAAUUGGAAUCAUCAGCAUAUCCCCAGUUUAAUUUCACUUCUUCUUUUAUAUUAUUUAAAUCUCAAGGCCAUGUUGAAUGUACAGUGGAGAUUAAUGCUGGGCCACAGUCACAAAAUGAGAACAAUAAACUCACCAUUCAGCUGGUGUUUAAAUACCACAAGAACCUAGAAGGCUGCAAAUUGAACACCUUUCUCAGUAUUACUAAACCAUUAAGUGAAAUUAACAUUAUGUUGAGUUUCUUAUACCAUUUGAUUGGUACCACCCAUAAAGCUGAAGCUAAGAUUCAGUAUGCCACAGGUAAAGAAGUUGUAAUCUCUGUGGAUUUGAUUAUUCCGCGUGGCAGCCUGAUAUACGUUGAUGCUAAGCUGAAUGUUACACUACCUUCAUUUAAUCCCAUGCUGCUGAAAUUGAAGAUACAUGAAAAAAAUCCCAAAGAAUAUGACAUUGAAGUGGCAGGAAUGUGGUUCAGCGGACAUACUUUUACUGCCAAAGGCUUGUACCAGGACAGAACAACAACAAAAGCUAUAAUUCAUAACUUGAAACUGCUGAUCAAGUCACCAAGCUUUAACGAAAUUGGAGUACUGUGCAAAAUUCUGAAUGAUGACAAGGAAUUUAAAAUAGAUUUUCAGGCAGACCACAAUCAAGACAAUUACUCACUACUUUUGAAGCAUACUUCACUUUCUUCAACAGAGUUCAAGACAUAUAUUGAUUUGCGCUACAAAAAGAGAAUAUACACUCUGACUGCAGCUGUUAAUCUUCUGAACCACAAGCAAGUGCUGUUAGAGUUGCAUCUUGACCAACACCGAGAUAUCCAUAUAGCUUUGAAAGGAAUGAAUCAUGAAGGUAGAAGGGAAGCGGCAAUUGAAAUAAAAUGGGAUGCGAACCGAGAUCCUGGUCAGAAAUUUGCUGCAGCUGUUGAAUUUGUCAAUCCAGAACGAUUCAAUUACAGUGGUAGUUUCCUAAUAUCUUAUCCUGGUCGAGCUGUAAAAGGGAACUUUCAUCUUGCUAUUAAAGGUACCACUUACAAAUCGUCAGCCCACUUGGAAUGGAGCCCAAAGGAUGCUAUUGACGUGACCCUCAUUUCUAUGUAUAAAUACACAGACAAUUUGCUGGUGAGGAUGAAUUGUGAACUCUUGACACCUUUUGAGAACUGGAGGAGGACAUCUGUUGCAGGAGGCAUUCGGCAUGAAGGCAACUUAUUCAUAGCUAAUGGGAGCGUGUACUGGCAGGAUGAUCAGAACAUUGCAUUGAAUUUCUACAGUGACUACUUAAUUUCUGAAACUAACUUGCUCUGUGAACUCAGUGCUUCCAUAAUAAGCACCAUUCCACAAGUGUCAUCAAUGUCUGGAAGUUUCUAUCACAAACAAACCAACAAAAGAUAUGAUACAAACAUGCACGUCCAGUAUUAUCCACAACAGAUAAUAACUCUUAAAAGCACAUGGGAAUAUGAACAAGGUCCAGAAUCUACUAACCUUACAGGAAUAGUUUCUCUGGUUUCACCAUUUGAUGGAUAUCGUAAAGGAUCUUUACUUUGUAGAGUACAUAUGAGUAAUGAGUGGGACAUCACAGGAGCUGCUGAUAUGAACCUUGAUACAAGGAAAUACACACUGAUACUGGAAGGACAUUUGAAGAAGUUAAGCAAUAGCAUUCUUGUAUUCAACAUAACUACACCAUUUCACAAGUAUGGAACAAUCACUGGACGGUUUGGCUAUUCAGAAGAACAAAAGCACCUUGUAGCUGAAGUCAAGGGGCCUUCUGGUGGUAUAGGAAUUGAGAUUCUAUUCAACAUUCUGAGCUUUAGUGAUUUUGAUGUGAAGUUUAGCUUGGAAACACCAAUGGAAUUCUUGACAAAAGCAUUAGUGAUUGGAAAAUUAAAAAAUGAUAUGAUUGAUUUCCGGUGUGGGUGGAAUGCAUUCAUCCUUGGAUUUUCAGGAGUCUGGCACUAUGUGAGCAUCAAAGACUUUGAGUACAAUUAUCGAAUUUACACACCGCUGGAAGGAUUUGAAGAGAAUGGAAUUUUAGCCAAAUUAAUAUACAAAGAUGGGCUUGAUUUUGCCGUUGGUAUUGUACUUUCAGAUGUGAAGCUUGGCUUGAAGAUUUAUGGUGCACCAAAACCCCCCCUCUUUAAAGACUUAAACUUGGAAAGUACCAAACAAGAGCAAGCAGAAAAGGACCCAGAUUAUGAUUAUGAAGAGGGUGAUAGUGAAGAUGAAGCUGAAGAUGCGCUAAGCUGGAUGGGUAUUAUUGAACUUGACACUGUCCUGUACCCAACAAUGAAGGGAACAUUAGACAUUGAUGAAAGAGGAACUGUCUAUAAUAUUGUUGCAUCUUUGGCACUUCCUGAUGGGGUUGCAGAAAUCCGGGAUGAAUUUGAUUUUGUUGAUGUUUUUACAAUGUCAAAUCGACUCCACCUUACAACUCCAUGUGACUGUUUCAAAGAACUGAUAUCCAAUUAUAACUUUCAAGUGGUUCUGGGUGAACAUUAUGGAAUGUCUCUUGACUUUAAAGGCAAGAUGAAAGAUGAGUGGAAAAAUGCUGGCUUCUUAUUAAACUAUACCUAUGAAAGUGAAGAAGAUCAAGAAAUUGAUAUUCAUACCACCAAACUCAAAAUAUUCAGUCCAUUCGAUGUCUUAAGACUCUUGGAUAUAACUGCUUUUGUAGAAAUGCAUGAUAAAUUGUAUCAUGCCAAUUUCACUUUGCUGACUAACGAGAGCCAUUUUACAGUUGGAGGAGAUAUGGAGCUCAAGGAUGGCUACAUAGAUGCAUCUGUGGGUCUCAGCAUGGUCUCACCUGUUUACAACAUAUCAGCUUUUCGAAUAUCCGCAAAAAAGGAUUUCUCUACUGAGGACAAGAAAAUAGAAUUUGAGCUUGAUAGAUUAAAUACUGCGCUGAAAAAUUUUAAGUUUGAAGGUUCCUGGCAUAUUGAAGGGGAUACUUUCAUCAAGUUGGAAGGAAAGCUAGAAACACCUUAUGAUAAGCUCUCUGCUAUUGAGGGAUCAGUGAUAUUUACACAGAACCCGACUGAUUCAACUGCAUCUUUUGAUUUUCAACUGUCAUAUGCACCAGGUCAACAUAUGAAGGUUUAUUUGCUACUGGAAGGAAAUGUUCUUACAGUUGAUAUGGAUUUACCCAUUGAAGGCUUCAGUAAAGCACAGCUGAAUGGAACACUGACCUCCACUGGUGCAGGGGAGAAAACAUUGCAAGCAGUACUUCAGUCUGGAGGAAAAUCACAUGAUGUAAAUGGUAGUGUCAAAGCAACGCCUCAAGUUCCAAUAAUGGUAAAUGUGAAAAUUGUUACACCUCAUAAAAGUGGAAAUGAAAUUAGUGUAUUUUUGCACAUCCAAGAAAUAGAGCAUAGGUUUGAAAUCACUUCUGCAUUUACAAAUGGGAGAAACAGGCUUGCUGUAGAGGGUAAAUUUGAUGUGCAACCAAAUAACUGGAAAAUUAAUAUGAAGGCUGAGGGUUCUCAUCCCACAUACAGUUCACUUGCUGUAAGUGGGAGCUUUUUGAAACAGAGUAAUGGAAAUGUGAGUCUGGAAGCAUACGCAGACACGUCUGUGCAAGGAUAUGAGAGGCUAAUGGUUAGAGGUCAUUACUUGAUAACUGCUAAGACUGGUAUAGUGAAUGCUGUAUUUGAUAUCACACAAGCUAAAGGGAAGUUUGACACAGAAUGGACAUGGAUUUUUAUGGAAAACAUGGCAGCCAAAAUAAUUGGAUCAUAUGAAACAAGGAAUAUGUCACGAUACCUCAUUUCAGAGGUGUAUUAUAGAAAUCCAAAGAAAGCGUUUAAACAGUUUUCUGUUGGGAUGGAUAUUAAUGUUAACAGAAACACCUGGCAAUUUGGCACGAAUGUGAGUCUUGCAAUUCCAACUGCAAGUAAUGUUACAGCAACUCUGAACCUGAAACUACCUCCACCACAGAAUGAAAUUCAUACAAUUUUUAGCAAAUUACAGUACACGAAGGAUUACAAGUAUGUGCAAGAAGUUCUCAAAUAUUCCACGUUUCAUUCAAAGAAAUUGUAUGCAACAUUUGGAGAGUUCAAUGCAAUGUCAGAUAAAAUUGAUGGAAAUCUGACUUUUAAAUGGGGAAACAUCAACUAUAAAUCAAUUUCUAAUAUCAUAAAAGUGAACCGUGGAGGAAAAUUAAUUGAUCUGACCUACAUUUUGAACACACCAAAAUAUAAUGAAUCUACUUUGGUAGCAAAAAUGUUUUAUGAUAUGGAUGAGGUUUAUCACAAAAUAAAGGGUGCACUGUUUUGUCCUGAAAGCCAUUUCAUCACUGGAGGUAACAUAGAUUAUAAUAGUUUUGCCAACAUGCAUGGCAAGAUCAACACAACCACACCAUUUUCCACAUUGUCAUAUGUUGGACUCAUCUUCAAAGCUACAACACAUGUGUUACAUCAUCAACGAUUUUUAGAAGCCUUCUGGCCAAACAACACUGCACUGUUUGAUUCCAAGUAUACUUAUGAAAGUAAAACUUACAACACUCGCAUAAAUGGUUCUGUUCGUGUUGAAAUACCACUACAAACAAGACACACAGGAAACCUCGUAUAUGGAUACAAGGAAGGACCACUUCAUACAACAGGUUACUCUUUCAUUGAGUACAACAACAGGAAGUUUUUAGAAGGCCGUUAUAAUUGUACAUCACACUCAUCUGCAGGAUUUGAUAAAGAUGUGAUAAAUAUGGAAAUUGAUAAUGCGUACACUCCACUGGGUAUUCUGUAUAUCCAUCAGUUUCAGUAUAGUGGAGGAUCAGAUGGCUUGAAUUUACCAACAACUGACUUGAAGAAAGCUGAGAUUUUCAAGCUGUAUAAUAAAAGUGAAUUCCACUUGACUGGUGAAAUACUGGUUCAUUCAACACUCACUGGACAAGAAAUUACGCUGACAGCAAUUCAUACAAAUAGAACUGUUAGACUCAAGACAGACUACGAUUUCUUGGACCAUGAAUUCAAACAGAAGACUGUUAUACACCUGGAUCCACAAUCCUGGGCAAGUUAUGAUCUCACUAUAGUCAACAAAACCACAAAUGAUAAAGAAGAAGAACAUAUGGAGUUGAAUUUUGCAUAUCCAAAGAGAAAUUUCACCACCUUUGGUUAUUAUCAGAGGUCAAAUAACUCACUUUCCUCAGAAAUCACAUUUAUUUGGGACAAGCAAGCUAGGAAGAAAACAGUUGGUGCAUCCUUUGACUGGAAGAGAUUGAGCAUAUACCCCAGCAAGCAUCAUGCUGUUGUUAGCAUCAAACAUCCAUCUUUCAUAAGGGAUGUGACACUUAAUGGCCAGUAUUCUGCUGAUGAAAAGGAUCUGGUAGAUGUGAUGGCUGACCUGGAAUACUCAACGGACAUCAACAAAAAGCUAUCCUUGUCUGGGAAAGUGCAAAAUAAUUCACAGGGGCAUGUGAAACAUUACAACUUGGAAAUACUGGGAUCACAUCCUGCUACUAGACUGGAUUUGAAAGUUCAAGGACAAGUGAAGUUAGAUGGAAAAAUCUUUGGAACAAACAAUGCAGCACGCUACAAGAGAUCAUACCUACCAUUACAGACAGGAACCCUAAAAGGAAGAAUAAACAGUAUUAUAAAAGAAGUUGAAUUCGAGAAGAAGACACAGAGAGAUCUAACUUAUCUGAAAGGAAAGUACACAGGCAAAAGUCCUCUGUAUGUUGUAAAUGGCACAGUUAUAAAUGGAAGGGACCUCAAUGCCACAGCUGAAUUCUUUAUUAAUUUGGAUGAGAAGUUGUUGCAAGGAAAUGUCAACUACACACCAGAUGCUGCAGAGAGUUUCAAUAUGUAUGGAAUAGUCCCAGAUGUUCGAAAUGUCAUCUUCAAUGUUUGGAGAGAUUAUGAAGAAAUUCGUAUUUCAGAUAUGUCCUUUUAUCUACGUUUGAAUCAUUCUCGUCUUGUUACUUCAAAAUUAAAAUGGCGCCCUGAAAUUAAAACCGAGAUAACGACUGGAAUUCAUGACACUGUUGAUUCAGUGUGGAAUUUUAUUAUUGACUCUAUAGAUUACUGGAGGCAGUACAUUAAGUCUGAAACCACAGAAGCUGUAAGUGACGUCUGGCUGGAUUCAAAACCAAUUGUACAAAAAUUCCUGGAUGAUAUCAGUGAACUGAAGAAUUUAACAGAAGAUUUUGAAGAGUUUAAGAACUACUUAAACAAAUCCUACAAUGCAAAUGAAUUUUACAUCCGAGAUAUUGUUGGCAUUACAAUGUAUAUCAUUGAUGAAUUAUCACUCAGGGGUCAUUUUGAAUCAUUGCCUGAAAUUCUAAAUGAAAUGUGGGAGGUGAUGGGAGAUUCAGGAGAGGCAAUUAGAAAGUCAUUACUCUGGAUUAUUGAAUCUAUCAAAGCAUCAUACAAGAAGGCUGUAGAGUUUAUAAAUGGAAUCUUUAAAGGUAACUCAACAGCACAAAUAACCGCACUGCUUGAGAAGUUAGUCGAGAAGUAUGACAGAUUUAUGAAGGACCUACAUGUUGCAUUUAUUAAACAAGUGGAGAAUUUAUGGAAUAAACUGUCCACAUUCUUGUUAUACCAUUGGCACAAUUUCUUACAAACAAUUGAACCUACAUUUAUUAAGUUUCUUCAUUACUUGGAAAGUGCGCUCUGGAGGGCAAGCAAAGAAAUCUUAGAUUUCCUGUAUGAGAGAAAAAAUGAUGUUUUGGAAUCACCAUAUUUCUCAAAGAUAUAUGACUUUGGGCAGGAUUUAGAUAAAAUAUACAAAGAUAUUAUGAAGAAUGAUAUUUUAACCAAUAUCAAGAAAUACUCCAAAAUACUAUAUGACUUUAUAAGAGAAAAAUAUUUCACCAUAGUGCCAUUUGGAAAGGAACUUCACCAGAUUGCCAAUGAGCUGAUUGAAGAAUUUAAAGUAUUGAGCAAACUUCCCUCUAUAAAUUAUGCAAUCCAGAAAGCAAAAGAACUGUAUUCUAAGGUGAUUUGGGUGUACGAAUCAUUAGAUCUUGGAACAAGGAUGCAAAUGGCAAUAAGAAUGAUUCACAAAAAGGUGACUGAUAUAACACAGACUGCCCUUCAAGUUGAAAACAAGUAUCGAGAAGCUAAAACAAAAUUCAUAUUUGACCCAGAGAGCGGAAAUGUUGAAUUGGAACAGAAGCUUCCCAUGUCUUGGCAUGCAUUCAAUGAAACUCCUAAAUUUGAAGAAAUCCCAGAAUACAGAGCACUGAAUGAGCUACAGUCUUACUUUGUUAUGUCCAACUUCACAUUCUGGAAUAUCUUUUAUAAAUACAGGACACUGUUAGACCCAGCAUGUUGGCUGCCACCAUUCAAAGCUGAUGCUAUGAUAGCAGGAACUCAGCAUUUCAUGACAUUUGACAGAAAAUUUUUUGAGUUCCAAGGAUCAUGUUCCUACUUGCUUGCUCAAGAUUUUGUAGAUAGGAACUUCUCUCUCGUAAUCACAUACAGCCCUAACAGUAAGGUGAACACUCAUGAGCUUGCACUCCUUAUAGAUAAACAAGUGGUGCAAGUGAAUGUGUUUGAAAAUUCUGUGAAAGUCCAGAAAGAGGGUGUCAGACAGCUACCAAUUGCAAUAGAAGACACAUACAUCUAUCAAGAAGCAGAAAUGCUGAUGAUAGAAAGUGCCCGUGGGUUUUCCAUCCAAUGUAACUUCAAGUUUGAUGUUUGUACAUUUACUUUAUCUGGUUGGUAUUUUGGUAAAACUGCAGGUGUUUUUGGAACUAUGGAUAAUGAACCAAGCACUGAUUUCCUUACACCCAGAAAAACAAUAGAAACUGAUUUAGGCAGAUUUGCGAGGAGUUGGGCUUUGGAACCACAGAAAUGUGUUUCUUCAAAGAACUUUGCUCUGCAGCUUUCACAGACUGACCCUGAACUUUUAAAUCUGUGUGAAUCUUUUUUCAAGUCUAAGACAUCACAGUUCAGUUCUUGUUUUCCUGUUAUUGAUCCUAUGCCUUUCCUGAAAAUGUGUCUCAACAGCAGAGGGUUGGACAGUAAUGAUGUAUGCAUCACAGCUGUUGCCUACCUGCAAGCAUGCCUCAUGGAGAACACUCCUCUCAGGAUUCCUGACAUAUGUGUCAAGUGCCAGCUGGUAAAUGGAACAGAAUUGGUGGAAGGAGAUUUUUGUCACUUGAAGAAUAAUGCAAUCCCACAAUCAACGGACAUUGUGUUCAUAAUAGAAGCCAAAGAUUGUAACAGAAAUAUAAAAGACAGAAGAAACAUGGAUUCUCUGACUUCUUUACUGUUAAAGGAACUUACAGAAUUGAAAAUAACGUCUAAUAGGUUUGCAGUUGUAGUAUUUGGAGGAGAUGGUGUUCUUGAUAAACCUCGUAGCAUUGUGAUCAACGGUAAUGUCUUCACAGAUCCUCAAAAUCUUCCACACUAUUUGGAGAAUAUUCCAACAGGUAACGGAAGUGCAGAUAUUUUUGGAGCAAUCCGUUACGCUGCCAAACUGCUGUUCAGACCAGGCGUCUCCAAGACUUUCAUCCUUCUGCCAUGCACAAACUGUGAUCCAGCUAAUUCUACUGUUGACUACACAGUCCUACAUCAGGCUCUUGUGGAGAAUGACAUCACCCUUCAUAUUCUGAUGAAUGAUGAAUUCAUAUUUGAAAAGGACAGGUUGAAUAAAAUAUUCUAUGGCAUGGAUGGAUUAACUGCGUAUACAAAGAAGGAUGUAAAAUCUCUCAAAGGAUCUACUGAACUCCGAAGACAAGUUAAACUUCCUAAAGCUAUGUUGGGAUACUGCACACCUCUUGCAUUGGAAACAAAUGGUACUGUUUUCACGGCAAGGAAGCUUCUGUCAGAGAAAAAGAAUGCUGUAAAGAAGUUUGCAACUGUGUUUGCAAAGCGUGUUGCCCGCACAGCUCGGCCCUCUUCAUGUCAGAUUUGUGAAUGCACAGCAGAUAAUAAUGGGAUGAGUUACAUGGAAUGCUUUCCAUGCGAGUAUCCAUCUCCAUCCUCCAUUGAUUAUGAUUUCAGUGAAGAUGCAACAUUUCAACUGACAGGUGAUGAUUCUUAUGUGCAUUAUGAAGACUCAGAAGAAGACUCCAGAGAUUUAUAAAAAUAUAUGAACUAGAUGCUCAGCUGUACACAGUUAUAAGUUAUUUAAACAAAAUUAUAGAAUAUCAUAAAUAUAUAAUGAGACAUUUGAUCUUCCUUAGCCAACACUCUCUUAACCACAUCACUACUGCCUUAAAUGCAUUUUAUUUGAGAAGUAGAGGGGGACAGAAAUUAAAAGGUAUGAUUAACCAUGAAAAAUACACAGUCAUAAAGUCAGUGAUUACAGAUAAAAAAGAAAAGACGAAUAUUCUGAUGAAACAGACAAUUUAGAAGGCAAGCUAUGGUGAUCUGUUCAGCCAGCAAAGGAGCAUUCUGUUAUGUAGCACAGGAAAAUUUACUUCACUGGAGUGAAGUGUGGAGACUGAUGUAAGGAACUGACACCAUCACAAAUAAAAAUAUGGCUGAUUACUAAACAAAUUUAGAUUGUUUUAAUAAUUUAAGUUACAUUUAUUAUUGUGUUUAAAGAUUAUGGUUGUACAGCAUUGUGGUAGUUAUACACACACAAUUAUGAGUAUUUAGUGUACGAAUUUCUGUUUAUAUUUGUUUUAUUUAUUGUUUCUUUAAACGGCCUCUGGAUUAGCUAACAUUUCAGUUAACUACCUGUCACUCAGGUGUGCAAGUGGGAGUCCACUGCUUUUCCGAUUACAUAUUACUUUCAUUUGUGUUAUGUUCUUCAUGCAUAUUUUACAUUUCCAAGUGGUAUGACUCUGUUCGAUCAUUAAUGUGAUGCAAGGAUUAGGUUUAGAAAAUAAGUUUUGUAGUCCACUGAAAUGUGUGCUUAAACAUACUUGCAUAGUUUUGUGCCUUCAAGAAUUGUUCACAUGUAGAAGUAAAAAUGAUGUUUUAUUAUAUGUUGCAGUAAAGUAUUUUAAUAAUGUUGCAUACACAUAUUGGUAACUUACAAACAUAGUUUUCGAGUGCUAUUUUUUUUCUCAUUGGUAGUCAUGUAGUUUUCAUUGUAAUUGGCAUGUCUUAAUAUUAAUUUAUGUAAAUGUUAACACCUUGUUUUUAUACUGUAUUUCCAGAUCAUGUGCUGGGGCAGAUUUAGUCAAGGUUAUACACGUUUUGAUCUGGGAGUAUGGGGAAUGAAACAUCAAUAUAAACAAAAUUUGACACAGUGA
This is a messenger RNA of Cryptotermes secundus, 10953 nucleotides long. RefSeq lists its product as uncharacterized. NCBI's taxonomy places the organism in Eukaryota, Metazoa, Arthropoda, Insecta, Blattodea, Kalotermitidae. The record is from RefSeq and is a predicted model, not a curated record. The coding region runs from base 12 to 9833 and encodes 3273 amino acids. The transcript has 56 exons.